Molecule: messenger RNA, 435 nt
Organism: Lactuca virosa
Lineage: Eukaryota; Viridiplantae; Streptophyta; Magnoliopsida; Asterales; Asteraceae
Source: the annotation of a GenBank genome assembly
AUGAACAGCUUCAAUUCUUGCUUUAUGAAUGAUAUCAGUUUUCGCUUGUGUAUCUUGAGGCGAGAGACGAACUUUGGCAUCUUGAUUUGGCAGAUUGAACUGCUGUCAAGACUCCAUCACUGCCAUGUGGUGCCAUUACUUGGGUACUGUUUAGAAUACCAAUACCACACAAAACAGCCUGAAAUGCUUUUGGUGUUUGAAUACAUGCCAAAUGGCAACCUGAGACAGUGUCUGGAUGGGGUUUCAGAAAAAUGUCUAGACUGGGGGGCCCGCAUUGCAGUAGCCAUUGGAGCUGCUAGAGGGUUGGAAUAUCUUCAUGAAGCAGCUGCACCAAGAAUCUUGCAUAGAGAUGUUAAAUCCACUAACAUUCUAUUGGAUGAAAACUGGAGAGCAAAGAUUACUGAUCUGGGAAUGGCUAAGAGUUUGGUGAAAUGA